Molecule: messenger RNA, 1781 nt
Organism: Drosophila serrata
Lineage: Eukaryota; Metazoa; Arthropoda; Insecta; Diptera; Drosophilidae
Gene: Shc
Product: SHC-adaptor protein
Biological process (GO): cell surface receptor protein tyrosine kinase signaling pathway; intracellular signal transduction
Cellular component (GO): plasma membrane
Molecular function (GO): receptor tyrosine kinase binding
Source: RefSeq, a predicted model, not a curated record
UGUGGUCACACUUUUGACAAUGCGGUCACACCUUGAGUAAUCCGAAAUUAUACCAAUAACAAAGAGGCGCUUGGGGAAAAAAGGAUACCAGCGCGAGAGGACGCCCACUGCUGCCAAACUCACACAGGAACAGAGCACAAAUGCCGAAGAAUGGUGAUGCCGGCAACCGGAGCGGGUCCGGGGCCACCAACGAUGGUUGCAUCUAUCCGGACGACGUCAUAAUGGGCGUGGGUGUUGCAUUCAACGUGCGGUAUACUGGCUGCGUUGAAGUAAAAACCUCUAUGAAAUCGCUGGACUUUGAAACGCGGACGCAGCUGGCGCGGGAGUGCAUCAAUCGGGUUUGCGAGGCUGCGGGCCUCAAGUCGGCUGGAAAACGGCGGCUGUGUAGCUUCAUAUCCGACCGGCCCAGCAUGCAGCAUGCCGGCACAAACAUCAUCAUUAACGUGUCCAGCCGUGCCCUGUCGCUGUGCAAUGUGGAGACUGGCGAGGUGAUAGCCAAUCACAAUAUGCCGCGUAUUUCGUUCGCAUCCGGCGGCGAUAACGACACUUUGGACUUUCUGGCUUACAUAGCCAAGAACGAGGACGAGUGGCGGGCCUGCUACGUGCUCGAGUGUGCCGGUGGUCAGAGCGAGGAUCUGAUCGUGACCAUUGGCAAGGCCUUUGCAUUGAGAUUCAACGCUUUGAGCAGACUCAACGAUCCUGCUGCCGCCGCCGGGGACUGCAACAUCAACCAGAGCUGCAAGGAGAACGUGAAGGAGUACUACAACGACUUGCCCAACAAGUUGCCACCGGAUCUGCCGGAGCAACAGCCACAGCAGCAGCUUCCGCUGCAUCCUCAUGCGCCGCGUGUGGCGCAACUGAAUCUUAAAAAGCCGCGCGAUCGCCUCAGCAGCAAUCUCAUCGACCUCAACUCCCCGCCACCCGAUCAGACGACCAAUAAGUUGGCCCUGGGUCACUUCGAUCCCCUCCAGCAGGCCCCAACCCCGCCGAGCUCCACGGUUGCCACAGCAGCCAUUUCAGUGCGCGAUGUGUUCGACGGACCGCAGUGUCCGCUGACGGCGGAAGUGUGGUUCCAUGCGGCCAUCUCACGACCCAUUGCAGAGCGCCUGUUGCUGCAGGAUGGUGACUUUUUGGUACGCGAAUCGCAGGGAAAGCGCGGCCAGUAUGUGCUGACAGGGCUGGAGGGCAAGACGCCCAAGCAUUUGCUGCUCAUCGAUCCGGAGGGUGUGGUUCGCACCAAGGAUCGCAUCUUUGACAGCAUUAGCCAUUUGAUCAACUACCAUUGGGCGCACGCCCUGCCCAUCAUUUCGGAGGAUUCUGAGCUGGUGUUGCGCAAUCCGGUGCGCAGACCUCAAGCGGAUCCCGCUUCAUCCUGAUUACAAUGAGCUCAGGGCUCAUGAAAGGGCACAAUCAAUCGUAUACCAAUCGUAUACCAACCUUCAUAUACAUAACAUAUACCAUCAGGGAGGUCAAAGGAGUCGAUAUGGACUUUAAAUCUCUCGAAAUUCGGUCCAAAAGUAUGCUACAAAAUGUUACAAAGCCAAAAAUGAAUCCUUGAAUCUAUCAUUUAAUACUUUUUAGAGCCUUUUUAAAUAAGUUGCAUAACGACUUCUGUGGCACUCCUGUCUAUAUACUUGUAAUCUGUGUACACGCUUAGAUUUACAUAUUAUAUUGUGCACUCUGUAGAGAAUAUCUUUUAUACAUAUAUAUAUCGAUCUGUAUAGGAAACGAAACACCCAUUUAUUUAUGGAAUGAAUAUAUUAAAUACAUAUUUACAUGUA